Molecule: messenger RNA, 2256 nt
Organism: Sporisorium graminicola
Lineage: Eukaryota; Fungi; Basidiomycota; Ustilaginomycetes; Ustilaginales; Ustilaginaceae
Exons: 6
Coding region: 1-2256 (751 amino acids)
Biological process (GO): signal transduction
Cellular component (GO): protein phosphatase type 2A complex
Molecular function (GO): protein phosphatase regulator activity
Source: RefSeq, a predicted model, not a curated record
AUGAAGGGCCUCAAGAAAGCUAUGAACCUUUCGCGUUCAAAGUCAAAUGACACCAACGGCAGUCGCAGCGGCUCAGCAGGCGGUGGUACCGUCCCAGCUCCACCACCUAAAGGCGGCACUGUGCCCUCCAACCCUGCCUACCAAGGCUCGCUUAAAUCGAGCAAGAACGGUCCCAGCUCCGCAUCCAGUUCCUCCAACUCGAUCUCCGGCUCGGGGGCUUCGCCCGCACCCUCACAUGCACCUUACAACAACAACGCAGUCUACCCUGCUGGUCAAGAGAUGCCUGUCGAUCCCAUCCCUCACUCGGUCGCUACCGCGUCCCAGCCUUCUUCUUCCAUCACCCCCUUCCAUCACACAGGCUCUCCGGGUUCUCCUCCUCCUCCAGGCGCAGCAAUGGCUUCUCUGAGCAGCGCUGGCAUCGCCCCUUCCGAGCUCGCGACGCCUCCCAAAGCAGGUACCCUCAACCGACUGCGCCAGGGUCCUUCCACCUCGGGUCCAAAGGACACCAUCCCCAUCACCUCCAAAACACCACCGCGCAAGCAGAGGAGCUCUAGAUUCCACGUCACAGAGAAGGUCGAGCUCGAAAAGCUGCCCCAUUUUAACGAGGUGGUUCCAGCGGAUCGUGCCGAACUCUUUGUCCGAAAGCUGCGCCAGUGUUCGCUGGUCUUCGACUUCAACGACGCUAGCCAAGAGCUUGAGGGCAAGCAGAUCAAAGCGGCCACACUGCACGAGAUGCUCGACUACAUCACCACCAAUCGCAAGGUCAUCACCGACGACAUCUACCCUGAGGUUGUAGCAAUGUUCUCCGCCAACCUCUUCCGCUCCAUCCCACCGCAGGUCAACCCCGUCGGCGAUGCCUUUGAUCCUGAGGAAGACGAACCCGUCCUCGAGCUUGCCUGGCCGCAUCUCCAGAUCGUUUACGAGUUCUUCCUCCGCUUUGUCGAGAGCCCGGACUUCAACACCAACAUCGCCAAAAAGUACAUCGACCACCACUUUGUCUUACAACUCCUCGAGCUCUUUGACAGCGAGGAUCCUCGAGAGCGCGAUUUUUUGAAGACAACCCUGCAUCGCAUCUACGGCAAGUUCCUCAACCUUCGCGCUUUCAUCCGACGCUCCAUCAACAAUGUCUUCUUCCAAUUCAUCUACGAGACUGAGCGACACAACGGCAUCGCAGAGCUGCUCGAGAUUCUCGGUUCCAUCAUCAACGGUUUUGCUCUGCCGCUCAAGGAAGAACACAAGACCUUCUUGACACGUGUGCUGAUUCCCUUGCACAAGGUCAAGAGCUUGGCGCUCUACCACCCGCAGCUCGCUUACUGCGUUGUGCAGUUCUUAGAAAAGGACAGCUCGUUGACCGAAGAGGUGUUGCUUGGUCUCUUGCGAUACUGGCCCAAAGUCAACUCGCCCAAAGAGGUCAUGUUCCUCAACGAGGUCGAGGAGAUCCUCGACGUCAUCGAGCCGUCCGAGUUUGUCAAGAUCGAAGUGCCGCUCUUCCAGCAGCUUCAGCGUUGCAUCAACAGCCAGCACUUCCAGGUCGCCGAGCGCGCCCUAUACUUUUGGAACAACGAGUACAUUGUCAACCUCAUCGGCGACAAUGUGCAGGUGAUUCUGCCUAUCGUGUUCUCUGCACUCUACCAGAACUCAAAAGCGCAUUGGAACCGCACCAUCCACGCUCAAGUUUACAACGCGCUCAAGCUGUUUAUGGAGAUCAACCCAGCACUGUUUGAGAUGUGCACCAACGACUACAAGCAGCAGCGCCAGAUGGAGAAGCAAAAGCUCGUUGAUCGCGAAGAAGCGUGGAAGAGGCUUCGCGAUACCGCCAUCAAGAACAGCAAGUCCAUUGGUGUCGAGAUGCCGGCCUCGCUCAAGGAAGAGCAGGCGGCGCCAGCGGGCAGCGUCAACCCGUACGAUCUGGAUGCCUUUGACUCUGCAGCUGACUUGACUGCUGGUGCGGAUAGCUUAUUCGAGGCCAUGGGACAAGGCAUCAACGGCGAGAUGUCGACAACAGAUUUUGACGAUGUCGAAGCCAACCGCGUCGCGCAAGAAACGGCGCAAGACGCGGAGCCUGUGGGCGGCGAAGACAGUGUCGACGAUAUGAAAGAGUUUCCAGAAACGGCUCGACAGCAAGUGGGCAAGCAGGAAUCGCCGCACGUCCGACGCAAGAGUGUAAUACCCAUGGACCCAACCGUCUUGGCCGAGCUUGCCGGACACAAAAGCCUCGACGGAACAGACCUUCGUCAGCCAUCAGGUGACGCAUAG